Molecule: messenger RNA, 2920 nt
Organism: Lepus europaeus (European hare)
Lineage: Eukaryota; Metazoa; Chordata; Mammalia; Lagomorpha; Leporidae
Gene: MYCBPAP
Product: MYCBP associated protein
Exons: 20
Coding region: 40-2841 (933 amino acids)
Source: RefSeq, a predicted model, not a curated record
AGGAGCCGCCUGUGGCGUGCGCGUGGCCGCGGCCUGAAGAUGAACGGGGCUUCCAAGCCGUCUCCGCUCAAGCUGGAUGGGAAGACUGAGGCCUACAGAGAAAAGAAGCGGCCAAAGGUCCCUGAGCAGCCCACACCCCCCAUUCAGGAAGAGCCUGAGCCUGUUAGCAAUGUGCUACAAGGAGAUGAUAUUCUCGCCUUGGCCAUUAAGACAGAAGACCUGAAGAAGCAACACAUUCCUCGUCUUACGGAAACGGAAGACAAACCUGUCAUCACACAGAAAUUCAUCAUCCGAAAACUCAAACCCAAGGAUGCUCGCAGGAAGGUCUGCCGCUUAGUAGCGCAUCCUGCUAGUCCGGAUGUCAUCACCAAGCCCCUGGACUACUAUGGUCCAGGCAACAGCUUCGGGAGCAGUGACCAGAUCCUGCCGCACCAUAUCUUGGGGAGUCUCCAAGACUUUAAGAGGAUAGCAGUUGCUCGGGGGAAUACCCAGCUGGCUGAACUCAUCCACAGCCCGCCCUGUCUGUUGACCCUCAUCUCAGCUAAAGAAGAAUCGAAGCAGAAGACCCCAAAGGAAAAGAAGAGACUUCCCUGGGCCCCACCUCCCAAGCACAACUUUCUAAAAAACUGGCAGCAUCACCUAGCCCUGCGGAAGAGGCAGCAGGAAGCCCUCAGUGAACACCUGAAGAAGCCAGUCAGUGAGCUGCUGAUGCACACUGGGGAGACCUACAGACAGAUCCAGGAGGAGCGAGAAUGCAUUGACCGUUCACUUCCAACACAGCAUGAUGGGAAAGCCUAUGAGGAGCCCGGUGGGUUCUGGGCGCCGCUGGAAUACCUGGGCAAUGAGAUGACAGGUCUGCUCAUGACCAAGACAAAAACGCAGCGUGGCCUGGUGGAACCAGUCACACACAUCAGGAAGCCCCGCUGCAUCCAGGUGGAGACAGGGUUGCUGGCCCAGAGGGAUGCUUGGUACCGCUACACCUGGGACCGAAGUGUGUUUCUGGUCUACCGGCGCAAGGAGCUGCGGGGCCUCCCGGCGGAGCGAGGGCUGAGCCAGCAGGACACCGAUGGCCUGGAGGUGGUGGGCAGAGGGCAGCUCUCCUCGGCUGUGGCAGCAGAAGACAGCACAGCAUUUGAGAGGAGCCAGGAAAGCUCCUCUGAAGACACGGUGCAUCUAGACUUACUGGCCAGUUACCCCGAUGCGGUCUCCAUGCCUAUUCUUGGCCCCUCUCUGCUGUUCUGUGGGAAGCCAGCUUGCUGGAUCAGAGGCAGCAACCCACAGGAUAAGAGGCAUGUCGGAAUCGGCGUGUGCCUGACCUUUGAGACCCUGGAAGGGGAGAAAACAUCUUCAGAACUGACCGUGGUCAACAAUGGCACGGUGGCCAUUUGGUAUGACUGGCGGCGGCGGCCCCAGCUGGACUCUUUCCAAGCCAUGAAGAGGAAUAGGGUGCAGCGGUUUUACUUUGACAACCGGGAAGGUGUGAUUCUGCCGGGAGAAACCAAGAACUUCAUCUUCUUCUUCAAGUCUUUGACUGCUGGGAUCUUCCGGGAAUCCUGGGAGUUCGGAACCCAUCCCACCCUCUUGGGAGGGGCUCUCCUGCAGGUCAAUCUCCAUGCCAUCUCCCUGGCCCAGGACAUUUUUAGAGACGAGAGGAAGUUACUGGAGAGAAAACUGGCCGCCCAGGAGGCGGUCAGCAUUGCCAAGAGCCUGUUGCCGGAGCUGCUGAUGGGAGUCUUGACCCCGGAGCCCACGCCGCUAGCUAUGGACACCUGUCUCACCGAGGAGGACUUGUUCCACCACCGGAAUCCUCGGUUGCAUUACCAGCACCAAGUGGUGCAAAGCCUGCACCGGCUGUGGCGCCAGUACAUGGUCCUGCUGCCCAAGGAGGCCUGGCCGAGCGAGGAGGAGCCCCUGGGCCCCAGGGCCCUGGUGACCGUGGUGCCGUCGUCCUAUCUGGAGAAGGCCCCGGGGAGCCAUGAGCGCCAUAAGGGCCCGGGCUUGGAUGCUCAGCGUCAAGAGACCAAGGCCUUCAGGGACAGCCGAGAUUCCGCCGGACCCCAGAAGACAGGUGCGGGGACCAAGAGUGCCCCGCAGAAGAGCAUCAUGGAGGAGAUCCUGGUGGAGGAGACGCUGGACGUAGACGGCACCCUGAGCUCCUGGGACCUGGAUGGCCUGGCCCUGCCCAAGUGGAACCUCUGCCUGGAGGACUUCAGGAAGGCAGCAAUGGCGCUCCCUGAGGAGACCCAGAGAGAGGACGCCCUGGUCAGGCUCAACAAGGCAGCCCUGGAGCUGUGCCAGGAGCAGAGGCCGGUGCAGUCCAACUUCCUGCACCAGAUGUGUCUGCAGCUGUGGCGAGUUGUGAUUGACAGCCUGGUGAGCCACUCCCUGUGGCUGAGGGCUCUGCUGGGCCUGCCUGAGAAGGAGACCGUCUAUUUGGAUGUGCUGGAAGAGCAAGAUCAAAAAUCAACCCCCGUCACGGAGGUGAAGGCAACCGUGGUGAGAGCUGGGAAGGAGGAGCGGAGAGGGGCAGCCCAGGAAAAGAAGCAGACGGGGCUCAGAGAGAAGGAGGACAAGAAAGGAGCCAAGAUGCCGGGGAAGGAGGACCGUGUCAACAGCAAGAAGCAGAAGGCAAAGGACGACAAGAAAAUGAUGAAAUCCUCCAGCCGGGACAGGCUUUCCUCUGAAGAAACUUCCCAUGACAGCACCACCCCCUCUCAAGAGCCCAUAGACCCCCUGGUCAUGGAGAAAUACACCCAGAGGCUCCACACGGAGGUUUGUGGGCUGCUGGACACCCUGGUGACCGACCUCAUGGCUCUGGCUGAUGAGCUCAGCUCCACGUGACAUGCCAAGCACGGUCUGCAUCGUGCAGCUGAGCGACCUUCUGGGAGAUUGGGUAGCGAAUCAAUAAAGAACCUUUGAG